This is a messenger RNA of Anolis sagrei ordinatus, 4531 nucleotides long. NCBI's taxonomy places the organism in Eukaryota, Metazoa, Chordata, Lepidosauria, Squamata, Anolidae. The record is from RefSeq and is a predicted model, not a curated record.
CACAGUGUUUUUGGAAUGGACUCAUCUCUAGCAGGCUAUUUAAGUGUCCGCACCUGGACUCCAGUGCUGCCUACUGGAACUACAGUCUGGAUCCAGCCUCUGCUGUCCAUCACAGUUGAGGCAAUGGGAGCACCUCUUCUCAUCUGGACCUUGGCUCUACUGACAUGCACAGUCUCAGUAAUUGCAGAUCCUCACUAUCUUGUGGCCUUCCCAGCAGUUAUUCAUCAUCCCAGUCAUGACAAGUUCUGUGUACUGUUAAGCUCCCUCUCAGAGACAGUCCAUCUGUCAGUAAUAAUUGAAACCAAGAUCAAGAAUCACACCCUAUUGGACAAAGAUGUGGAAAAGCCAGGGAUCUACGAGUGCUCUGAAUUCCAGGUCCCAGCCUUUCUUCCAGAGGAAGAGUCAAAAGCUUUCUCUGAAGAGGGAGACGAAGUGGCCCAUGUUCAUGUCCUUAUCCAAAAGGGUGAUAGUGUGAGUUUUGAAAAACGGAAGAAGGUGGUGAUCAGGAAGCCUAAAAUAAGGAACAUCAUGGAGUUUGAUAAGCUCUUUUACAAACCUGGAGAAACAGCAAAGUUACGAAUUGUAAGACUUAACGAAGAAUUUAAGGCCAUUGAUGAAACUAUCCCUUUGAUAUGGCUAACAGAUCCUAAUGAAAACCGAAUUGGCCAGUGGGUGGAUGUGAAGCCUCAUCAUGGCAUUGUGGAUCUGUCCUUCCCUCUGGCCUCUGAAGCAAUCCUGGGAGGAUACACUGUUCAUAUAGGAGAACACUAUGAGGAGGAGAAAGGAUUCAGUGUGGAAGAAUACGUGCCAGAGAAAUUUGAAGUAUUAGUUGAAGCACCAGAACUAAUCCGCACCACAGAUCAAGUUCAGGUCAAAGUACGAGGCAGGUAUACAUAUGGAAAGCCUGUGCAGGGAAAAGUGCAUCUGAAAUUGACCCGGGACAUAUUGUUUUAUUUUUUUGAAGAAGUGCAAAGUGGAAAGUUUAAUGCAGUUGAGCAGCAUUAUACAGGCCAGACAGAUAAAACUGGCUAUGCUUCCUUUACUAUUAAUGCAACAGAUCUGAAUGUGACUCAAAAAGGGCACGACACUCGGGUUGAACUUUCUGCAGAACUGGAAGAGGAUGGAACAGGAGUGACACUCUCAGGAAGGAGAUUUAUGAAUAUUGUCACCAGAGCAAUUGAAGUAGAGUUUGUUGAUCUCAAUCCACACUACAAACAUGGAUUUCCAUACAAAGGAAAGAUGAAAUUUACCACCAAUGGGUCCCCCUUCAAGAAUGAGACUGUUUAUCUUACUACUGAUGUAAAUGAUGUGGACAGAAACUUUGUAUAUAUCACAGAUGACAAUGGAGAAGUUCAUUUCUCCUUAGACACAACCGAAUGGAAAGAUUUUCCAGUUGCAUUGCGGGGCAGAGCAUCUAUUCUUAAUGUGACCCAGUAUGACAUAUCUGACCUUCUGACAACAUAUAAUGAAGCUUUCAAGUGGGUGAAGCCUUUCUACUCAGAAAGUAACAGCUUUCUCGAGAUCCGCCAGGUAGAAGGAGAGCUGCCCUGUGGGAAGGACCAGGAAGUGCUGGUGGAUUACAUCCUUGAUCGGAAAGAGCUGGAUCCAGAGGCUGACCAUGUUGAUUUCUAUUACUUGGUUGUAUCAAGAGGCAGGAUUGUCUCUGCUGGACAGAAGCAAGUGCAGGUUGGCAAAGAUGAGACCCUGAAAGGCACCUUCUCUUUCACCUUGACCGCGAGUUCUGACCUGGCACCCAAAGCUAGGCUUUUGCUCUAUGCUGUGUUUGCGGAUGGCGAAGUGGCAGCUGACCUUGAAGUCUUCACAGUAGACCUGUGCUUCCGGCAUAAGGUGAAAGUAGCCUUCUCAGAAAAUGAAAAGCUUCCAGGGUCCAAAGUCAAUCUGGACAUAGAGGCUGCCCCAGGUGCACUCUGCUCUCUUCGUGCUAUUGACAAGAGCGUGGCUCUGAAAAGGAAUUCAACUCUGACACCAGAAGAUGUAUAUAACAUACAUUAUGAUGGUGAUGACAUGGUUGGUGCCAGAGGAUUUAUGUAUCACAUGGAAGACUUUGAGCCAUACCCGUGUUUACCAUCUGAAAGGAGGUCAAAGCGUUCCUUUUUUGGCCCCUGGUUCCAAAGCCAACCUGACGUCUAUGGUCUUUUCCAGAAACUUAGGCUCAAAGUGUUCACCAACACCAAGGUGAAGAAACCAGUCACAUGUGACCUGUCAGUGGUUGAGAGACGGCUCUUCAGAGGAGGAGACAAUUUUCCUAUUGCUUAUAGUAUCGCUCAAGAAAAUGCGGUGCCUAUUAAUUCAGUCAAACAAAAAGAAGAGAAAAGUAAACCCAGGACAUACUUUCCCGAGACCUGGGUUUGGGAAUUGGUCCAUGUCAAUGAAGAAGGUAAAGCAACCCAUCCAGUCACCGUUCCAGACACCAUUACAGAGUGGAAUGCCAAUGCUUUCUGUGUGGCAGACAUUGGCUUUGGACUCUCCCAACAAGACAGACUCAUAGUCUUCCAGCCCUUCUUUGUUGAGCUAACAUUGCCAUAUUGUGUGGUUCGUGGAGAGACAUUUGUACUAAAGGCUACUGUCUUCAAUUACCUCAAGGACUGCAUCCAGGUGAGAGUAAGCCUGCUGGAAACACAAGAAGUGGAGGUGGAACCAUGCCCAGCCUGCCGGUUUGCCACCUGCCUCUGUGUGGAUGAGGCCAAGACCAUCUCCUGGAAUGUGACAGCUACCCAUUUGGGGCAUGUUAACAUCUCCAUUACUGCUGAGGCUGAGGAGACCCAAGAGCUUUGUGGCAACAAGAUCUCUGUGACACCUUCACAAGGACGAUCAGAUACAGUGAUUAAGUCCCUGCUUGUCAAGCCAGAAGGUGUCCCUGAAGAAAAGUCCUACAAUUCAUUCCUGUGCACAGGUGACCCAAUGGCAGAAGUUUCCCUGGAGCUACCUGAAAAUGUUGUGAAGGACUCUGGUCGGGCCACCACCUCCGUCAUUGGAGACAUCAUGGGUGCUGCGUUAAAAAAUAUAGACAAUCUACUUCAGAUGCCUUACGGCUGUGGUGAACAAAAUAUGGUCAAGUUUGUUCCCAACAUCUUUGUGCUCCAAUAUCUGGAGUCAGUAGGCCAAGCAACUCCUGCAAUCAAAGAGAAAGCAACAGAAUACAUGAAGAGUGGAUACCAGCGCCAGCUGCUAUACAAACAUGAUAAUGGUUGCUACAGUGCCUUUGGGAAGGGAGAUGCUGAGGGGAAUACCUGGCUAACAGCUUUUGUGGUGAAGGCCUUUGGUCAUGCAAAGUCCUAUAUCUAUAUUGAUGAAAAGCACAUUGAGGAAGCUGUUCACUGGCUAAAGGAGCAUCAACUUUCCAAUGGCUGUUUUCAAAGUGUUGGAAAGCUCUUCAACAAUGCCCUCAAGGGUGCCGUGGGUGAUGAUCUCUCAAUGACUGCUUACAUCACAGCCUCUUUGCUGGAGAUUCAUCUGGAUAAAGAAGUCACCUUAAUCGAGAACGCCUUGCUCUGUUUGAAGAGGAACUUAAGUUCUGUGGAUGGAACCUAUACCAAAGCAUUGUUGGCUUAUGUCUUCACAUUGGCCAAGGAUGUAGAAACCCAGCAACAGCUAAUGACAGAGUUGGAAGAACAGGCUGAGAGAAAAGCUGGAAUCAUAUCCUUUCCGGAGACUGAGACCAUGAUCUACGUUCUCUUGACUUACCUUGCUAUGCCAGAGGUGCCUUUAGAGAAAGCUUCCCAGAUUGUGCGUGCGCUCACCCCACAGCAGAACCCAUAUGGAGGUUUCUCCUCCACACAGGAAACUAUUGUUGGCAUGCAGGCAUUAGCAAAGUACGCUGCCUUAACUUAUCGUGAGAUAGACGACCUGAAGGUAGUGGUGAAAUCAGGUGAGGAUUUCCAGCAUGAAUUCCAUAUGGACAAGAAGAACCAGCUGGUGCUGCAGCAGGCCUCUCUUCCAGCUGUUCCAGGUCAAUACCAUUUUGAGGUGUCGGGGAAUGGCUGCACAUAUGUGCAGACCAUCCUUCAUUUCAACCACCAACCUGAGAAGCCCAAAGUUUUUGAACUGAAUGUUACAACAUCCCCAGAGGAAUGCAACCAGAAUUCCAAGAAAAAAUUUGACAUCAUUCUACAAGUGAGCUAUAUAGGUGAACGAAAGGCAAGCAACAUGGCUCUGAUAGAAGUGAACAUGGUAUCAGGAUACAUCCCAGUGAAAAAAUCUGUGAAAAAGCUGAAAAACAACACCCAUGUAAAGAAAGUGGAACUUGACCCUGACAAGACCAUUAUUUACCUGGAUGAGCUGGAUAAGAAUGUUCAAAGCUACCAUUUCUCUGUGGAGCAGGAAUUUGAAGUGCUUGAUCUGAAGCCAGCAAUUGUGAAAGUCUAUGAUUAUUAUCAUCCAGAUGAUCAUGCAGCUGUUGGAUAUAAUGCUCCCUGCAGCACAGAAAUAACAAAAGAAGACAACCAUUAAAAAUCCUCUAUCAUCAUCAUCUGAAACAUCUCAACAUGAACAAUUAAAUUUCUGAAAAGGA